Molecule: messenger RNA, 2829 nt
Organism: Vitrella brassicaformis
Lineage: Eukaryota; Vitrellaceae
Source: the annotation of a GenBank genome assembly
CUCGAUCGACUUUCGCCAAUCCCCACACGCAGCAAGCCUCACCAUUCUAUGUAUGACACCUCACCCAUCCAUCUGUGUAUGUUAAGGGCAUCACUUCUUGCCCAUCCGCGACGUCUCCACAGCCAGGGACGACUCGAAGAACCCCCGGGGCUGCGGCUGGUAUGAGUAGACGCCCUGGUGAGUGGCGGGCACCGGCGUGUAGACUCCGUUGUUGGCGGCCGGCAUGUACACGGGCAUGGUGAGGACAUUCUUGGUGCCGCCGGGGUAGAUGUUGAGCACAUUGGGGUGCGGGUGGCCGCGGCCGGGGUUGCGGGUGCGGGCCAUGGCUGCUGCUGCAUGGGGGUCGUGGUAGAUGUAGUGGGGCGGCUCUCCCUUGGCUGUCUGCUGCUCGGUGCAACACGAUCGCCAGAUGGACGGGGUGAGUGCCUGUCGCUUCUGGACUUGGAGAGGAGGGAUGUAGGGCGGCGUCGGGAUGUAGGGCGGCGUAGGGGGCGCACCGACCACACCACCACCACCAGACGAAUACAAGCUGGGCACGGCCUUGAUUGUCUUGGCCACCUCUAUAUCCGUCCCCGUCCUGUCCUCCAUCUCACCAACCACCGGUUUCUUCACCAUCCCCCCAACCUUGGCCAUGGGCGGCGCCUUCCCAGCACCACCAGCGCCACCACGUGCCUUGGGAGCCGCUGUCUUGGCAGGCACGACGGGAGGCAUAUUCGAUCGACCCCGUCUGCCCCGUGUCUCCGUCACCGCAGGCGGACCCGGUGCAGGCGCCUUGCCACGUGCACGUCGGGGAGGCAUAGCCGAGACAGCCCGCUGGGCCACUGGAGCAGCAGAGGCGGGUCGCUUGGGUGCAGCCGCCUUGACCGUGGCCUUGCUCACCGGCACAAUCGCCGCCGCCCCGCCCUUCUGCGUCACCGUCACCUGCAUGGUCUCCUUCGUCUGAUCAUCAGUACCACCACCAGUCCCUCCAGUGACCAGCUUGUGCUCCUGCAUGGGCGGGAACAUCUGCACCUGGCCGUAGGGAACAACAGAGGCAUAGGCAAGCGGCGGGGCCUUGGCCACAGGGCCGGGCAGGAGCGCCACUGGGGUGGCAGCAGGGCCGACACGGGUCACCAUACCGCCAUUGGCUGGCCCGACGGGGAAUGCUGCGGGGCCUGUCAUGGGCACGGGUGUGAACGGGGCCUGGUAGCGGAAGACCGGCGUGGUGGUUGGGCUGACGGCCUUGACCUGGUGGAUGCGGUCCAUCUCAGUGGGUGACGGUUCGCGCAUGAAGGGCCCGGCGGUUUUGAUACCAGGGUGGUGGGACUGGAGGUGGGGCGGUGGCGUGUAGGUGGGUACUGGCCCCCCGAAUGAGCGUGUGGCCGCCAGGUGGGCGGUGGUGGGCGAGGGCUUGAGCGUGGCGCUGCUUGGUGCAGGGCAGCACGCGAACAGAGAUGGGUGAGACGGUGGCCUGGAGGGUCGCCCGCUGCACAGAGACAGAGAGAGAGCAGAGAGUGUGUGUGUGUCUGUGUGCGUGUGUAUGCGGGAUGGUCAAACCGUAUGCCGAUGUCCCCAACAGGUUGGUUGCCACUCAGAACGUUCUCAAGGAACUAACAGAGACACACAUACACACGGCAGAAGUGAGGGCAAGCUCCCUCGUCCGCCUGUAUGCUUCAUCCAGCCGUCAGCAGCUGACCUUGUUUUGCGCUUUGAGCCUCCUGACUUCGGCAUCCGACACUUUGGCGGCCUCAGACACCUCCUGAUGAGACACAAGCCACGCACAGGGGGGAGAUGUGAAUGUUGCUGAGUCGGAGGGAUGCGUCGGUGUAAGCUGCUCACGCCCAGGUUGCGGGCCAGGUUGUCACGGGAGGCGAUGAGGGCUUCGUUGCGUCGACGGAUGGCCACCAACUCCUGAUGCACACACACACAAACGGCUUCAUCCCUGCCCCUUCCGUCACUCCCUCCCUGCUGCCGUCCACUCCGCUGACCCCGACGAGCGCCUGGUACUCGUGCACGUCCACGACCUUCAUCGAAUCCUCCUUCCCCUCCUUGUACACGUAACGCGGGUACUGACCACCGCCCUCCUUCACAUCACCACCCUCAACGCCCUCUUUCUUCGUAAUGACUGCCUUGGCCACGCCCUUCUUGCCGCCCCCUGUGGCCUUGCCCUUCUUCGCUGCCGCCCUGGCCGGGGACUUGGCACGGGAGGGCUUCUUGUCCCUGGCACCACCCUUGGCUUUGGCCUUCUUGGCCUUCUGGGGCUGUUUGACCCACUUCGUCAGGUCCUUGCCGCCCUCCAUGUCUCGGUUGUGGUCUAUCGGGGUGACCUGCGGGUCGGUUGCAGCUCUCGUCUUGACCUUCUUGGGCCCGGUUUCCUCACGCGCCACGACAUGCAGAGGGAGAGUGAGCAGCAGCGGGUCGCUGUCAGAGUGGAUUAUCAGAGUGGGCCGCUGAUGAACCUCAACCUCUCCGCGCUUGUCCUGUGCACUCUUCUUGGAGGGGGGCUCCUUUCGCACCUGCCGCUUCCUGCCGCUGGGGGUCUUGCUGACAGGCGUGGUGGCGAUGGGGGUGCUGCGAAUCUGCUUGAUGUCGUCAGAGGAUAGGCUCCUGUUGCUGCUGUAGAGGGCCCUCGCUCGGGCCGUGUCUUCGACCUCCUCUAGCACCGGUUGGAGGAGGUUGCCGCCCACAAACACCGGGAAAGCCUCGUAUGCACUCGACUUGCGGCGCGGUUCCUCUCGUUGGGGGAGAGGUCCGGCUGAUAACAGCUGUUGGUCUUGGGGGACACUCACGGUGUCAUGUGACAUACGUUGGCGCCUUCAACGACACGAGAAAACAAGAGAAACUUUCAAC